Molecule: messenger RNA, 540 nt
Organism: Limulus polyphemus (Atlantic horseshoe crab)
Lineage: Eukaryota; Metazoa; Arthropoda; Merostomata; Xiphosura; Limulidae
Product: eukaryotic initiation factor 4A-II-like
Exons: 4
Coding region: 268-540 (90 amino acids)
Molecular function (GO): RNA helicase activity
Source: RefSeq, a predicted model, not a curated record
UAAGCGGAUAACUCCUGUAUAAAAAACAAACAAUUAUAUAAAAAAAACAAAAAAAAACGUGUUAACGUUGCGAAAUAUUUGUUACCAUUUAAAAGCAAGUCACAGUUUUUCUUGCAAAAGUUGCGUUAAAUUUGAGAAAUUUAAAAUAUUUCAGAUUAACUAGUUAUUAACGUCAUUAAUAAAAACUUAAAUCUUAAAACAACCGUGAGGCAAUUACAUUCUUGCCAUCUCAAUAUAUUGCAGAACCCAAGUGUAAUAAAUGAAGACAUGUCGAAUUACGGUUAUAGUAGAAAUGGACCAGAUAAUUGGGAUCGAGCAGAUCAAAACCAAAGUCAUGACUAUGAUGGACCAGCUGGUAUGGAACCUGAUGGAAAUAUUGAGAGUAACUGGGAUGAAGUUGUCGACAAUUUCGAUGACAUGAAUCUGCGUGAAGAGCUUUUGAGAGGUAUAUAUGCAUAUGGUUUUGAGAAACCAUCAGCUAUUCAACAGAGGGCUAUUAUCCCUUGUAUCAAAGGACAUGAUGUAAUAAUCAUGCAGUAA